Molecule: messenger RNA, 1203 nt
Organism: Angiostrongylus costaricensis
Lineage: Eukaryota; Metazoa; Nematoda; Chromadorea; Rhabditida; Metastrongylidae
Source: the annotation of a GenBank genome assembly
UAUCAAAUAACGCAGAACGAGUAUCCACUGGCUAAAAAUGGUAGAUUCAUGUUUCAUGUUUAUGGCAAAGGUAUAUCUCCCUACAGUAAAGAGAUUGGUAUUAAACAGCUACAACUCGAACAGGACAGCGGCAAAACGAUUCAUUGUGGCUCGUCCUCGUUUAUUGAUCUCAAUCGUGCGGCAAACAAACUAAUGUGCCUUUCAGGAGCACCGUUGGUAGAGGUAGUCAGUGAUCCGGACUUCUCAACUGCUCUAGAGGCAAUGUGCUUCGUUCAACAACUUCGGCUGCUUCUCAUGCAUCAUCAAAUAUGCAAAGGAGAACUGCAUAAGGGUCAUCUACGGGUUGACGCUAAUAUUUCGUUAUCGUGUCAAGGAGAACCAGGAGUCAGAACUGAGGUGAAAAACAUUAACAGUUUUCGACAUCUCCACACGGCUAUCAAUUUCGAAAUUGAUCGACACUACGGUGUGAUUUCAAGCGGUGGUACGGUUAUUAAUGAGACGAGGAUGUUCGACCAGCAGGGGCGAACUACAUCGAUGCGAGAUAAAGAGGUGAAAACUGAUUAUCGGUUCACACCGGAACCGAAUUUGCCUGUUGUUAAAAUUCGAUCUGAAUGGGUAAAGGAAUGCAAGGACUCAGUUUCUUCAUCUCCGAACUACGUGCAGUACCAGAAGCUAGGAUUUGAGCCUCGACUUGCAGUUUUCUACGCGGAGGAUGCCCUACUUUCGCGAUUCGUCGAUUUAUGUGCUGAGCGAAUUCCAAUUGUUGGAGCACAACACUUUGUCACGUGGCUCGACGAACUUAGAAUGAUAAUGCAAAGAUGCAAAGAAGUUUAUCCUCCACAGAACCCUAAGUUUGCGAAAGAGUUCAUGACCAUCAUAGAGCUGUACGUUUGCGGUCGAAUAACGAAACUUAGAGGUCUGGAGACGCUCAGAACUUUCGUUAGCGAAUUAGGAGACGCGAAAGAGUUGUUCGAUACGAAGAACUUAUGGCGAAUAACGGACGAGAACAUCAUUCACAAUAUGGUGGAAGAAAUGUUCGAAAGAAAUGGAAAGAUAGUGGAGAAAGCACUAGCAGGUCAUGCGAAGUCGCUGGCGACGCUGAAGAGGCUGCUUGUUGAUCAUUCGGAAAAGCGAAUUGGCGUCGACGAUGUCUUGAAAGCCAUCACGCAGAAGUUGUCUGAGUUGCGCAGAAAACCAUCGUAG